This is a messenger RNA of Sphenostylis stenocarpa, 3147 nucleotides long. Lineage: Eukaryota; Viridiplantae; Streptophyta; Magnoliopsida; Fabales; Fabaceae. The record is from the annotation of a GenBank genome assembly.
AUGAAGGAUUUGGCGCUUGAGAAGGCAGUUGGCACAAGCGUGAACUGCACAUCUGACUCUCAAACAACAGGAGGUAUUAUAAUUGGCAUGAGGAUAUGUAACGGGUUUACAACAAAUGUUGGGAUUAUUGGGUGGGAUAGUUUGAAAAAUGCUUUACUGGGAACCAUUUGUGCUGGUAUAAUGGUUGAUAGUUUAGAGAGCUGUGUGUUUUGCCAAGCGGGGCUUAGAGGGGGAAAUCUAGGGAGUUUGGUGGAUUGGUUAGCGAAAAAAGCAUUUAUGGUGACUGCUGAGACUGAGAUUGGUGAGGAUCAGAAAGGGGUUGUUGCUCCCAAGUCUCCUUGGAAGACUCCUGCUGUUGAUGGGAAAGGAGGUGAUGUGUCUGUGAUGAUGGGCACUGAGUCUUGGCCAGCUCUCUCUGAUGCACAAAGACCACCCAAGAAUGUUGAGACAGCUGCUGCUUCUGCUGCUAGUGCUGGUGAGAUUGCUCCUAGACAUCCUUCUACGCAGAAGGUGAAUGGUUCCGGAAAUGCUAACCCAGCACAUAGGCUGCCAUCAUCCCGUCAUCCAAAGCCGGGUGCUAAGCGGAACUCAAGUGGUGCCCCUCCCUUUCCUGGUCCAAUGCCCUAUCUUCAACCAGUUCCUCCGUGUUUUUAUCCUGUACCGCCUCAGCACAUUGCUGUUCCUGGUUAUGCUAUUCCACCUGGUCCAGGACCUUUUCCGGGUGUAGAAAGCCCUUUGGGGAAGCCUGUAUCUCAGCUGCCAGGUCAAGCUUUUCCUCCAUCUGCUCAUGCUGUUGAUGCCAAAAGUGUUCAGCCGCCGGUGCAAGGGGACCCAAAUGCCUACGCUGCUAAUUUUUCCAGUGGAAGACCGAAUAUCCAAGAACAAGGUGACCAUCUAAAUCAUGUCUGGCAUCAUCAGAGGCCUCUUCCUUCCAGAGGAAACAUUCCUAUGCAACAUGGUUUGGGGCCAAGGCCAUUUAUACGACCUCCAUUUUAUGGUCCUCCUCCAGGGUACAUGGUUGGUCCAAGCUUCCCAGGACCUGCACCAUUUUGGUGUUUUGGCAUGCCACCUCCUGGGUCCAUUAGAGGUCCUCAUCCGCGGCAGUAUUUUCCAUAUCAUGUCAACCCCCCACAUCAGCCACCACCUCCAGACACUGUAUCUUUAAGGACUAAUGAAAGUAAUUCAUAUGAUAGGCAUAAUUCUUUGAACAAACUGCUGAUUCCAGAGCCUUCUUUUGGCAGUGAUGAAAAUCUGCAGCAUGACCAUUACCUUAUUUCCUUGAUGGAUGACCAAGGAUGGGUUCCCAUAUCCACUGUUGCUGAUUUUAAAAGGGUCAAGAGGAUGAGCACAGACAUACCUUUUAUCCUUGAUGCACUUCAAAGCUCUAAUACUGUGGAAGUUCAGGGUGACAAAAUAAGGAAAUGCAAUAAUUGGUCAAAAUGGAUUCGAGUUUCCUCUGGAAAUUCAGAAUCAUCUACAGCUCAGGUUGAACAGAGCCAAUUUGAAGAUGGUGCUGUCAAUUCUCUUAUCAAUAGUGAUGCUAUUGGUGAUAAGACAAAAGAGACUUCUGAAGCAAAUCCUAAAGUUGAUGUUCAUAAUUCAAUUUUGGCAGGACAUAAUCAGCCAAAUGAAGAUACGUUACAAGUUUCACAUUUGAACCAAGAAAAUAAUACUGUGGGCCAUCAUUCCAAUGGUAAAUCACUUGUGGUAACUGGUGAAAGUGUCAAAUUGUGCGUUUUUAACACAACUAAUAGUAUAUGUGCCAAACAAGAAACUGAGCCCAAAAUAUUUGACAAUAAUGAGACUGGAAACGUUGAUGCAUUGAAUGAUAUGGAUGGCCGAGACCUUUCAAAUGAUUUUGGCAAUACUUUUAUGCUCGAUGAAGAGAUAGAGCUUGAGCAGAAGAUGCUAAAGAAGACUGAACUUUCGUCUAGUGGAAGGAUUGAUGAUGAAGAUGAUGAGAUGGCUGUCAUUGAACAGGAUGUUCAGAGACUAGUAAUUGUCACCCAGAAUGGUGAUCCUAAACAAGGAUCUAGAGGUGAUGGUAAAGAAUCAAAAUCCAUUUCUACUGAGCUUGCUUCUGCAAUAAAUGAUGGACUCUACUUCUAUGAGCAGGAGCUGAAACAUAGGCGAUUUAAUCGCAGUAGAAAGAACAACUCUGAUAGUAGAGAUCGGAAUAUCAAAUCUCCAAGCCAUAAUUUGGGUGUAUCAAAUAUGAAGGCGGUUGAGAAUAUUGUUGGAAAUGGUGUUGAUGACUCUGGAAGCAAUACUUCUCGAAGGAAACAGAAAGUCUUUCACAAGCAACCAUCUUCCCUUAAGCAGCGUUUUUUCUCAAGUAAUUAUAGAAAUCAUGGAACUAGUCGUAAUUCUAAUGGAAUAAUAUCUGAAAGCCCGCCUAGUAAUUCAGUUGGAUUUUUCUUUGCUUCUACGCCUCCUGAAAAUCAUGGUUUCAAGCCUUCCAAAUUGAGUAGUUCACCGCAUGGGGGCCUAUCUGGUAGUCCACAUGGGGGGUUUUCUGGUAGUCCACAUGGGGGGUUCUCUGGUAGUCCACAUGGGGGGUUCUGUGGUAGUCCACAUGGGGGGUUUUCUGGUAGUCCACCUGUGGGUUCCAUGCCAAAGUCUUUUCCACCAUUUCAGCAUCCAAGUCACCAACUCUUGGAAGAAAACGGUUUCAAACAACAGAAGUACUUGAAAUAUCAUAAACGGUGCUUGAAUGAUAGAAAGAAACUUGGAAUUGGUUGCAGUGAGGAAAUGAAUACAUUAUACAGGUUCUGGUCCUAUUUUCUUCGGGACAUGUUUGUGCCUUCUAUGUAUAAUGAAUUUAAGAAAUUAGCUAAGGAAGAUGCCGCUUCUAAUUAUAAUUAUGGUAUAGAGUGCCUUUUCAGAUUCUACAGUUAUGGUUUGGAGAAGGAAUUUAGAGAUGAUCUAUACAAGGAUUUUGAGCAACUCACUCUGGAUUUCUACCAUAAGGGCAACCUGUAUGGCAUGGAGAAAUAUUGGGCAUUUCACCACUACCGGAAGAUCCGUGACCACAAAGACCCUUUGAAUAAACACCCUGAGCUGGAGAAGUUGCUCCGGGAAGAGUAUCGUAGUUUAGAGGAUUUCCGAGCCAGAGAAAAGAAUGUGGUAAAAGAUGAUUUCAAUUAA